Molecule: messenger RNA, 471 nt
Organism: Melampsora larici-populina 98AG31
Lineage: Eukaryota; Fungi; Basidiomycota; Pucciniomycetes; Pucciniales; Melampsoraceae
Exons: 3
Coding region: 1-471 (156 amino acids)
Source: RefSeq, a predicted model, not a curated record
AUGUCAACCCCCACCGGGGAAAACGGGGGGUACACAGCUGUGAAACUCGACACCACAAAUGAAGAUCCUCUUACUCCUGUGGCACCAACAAACCCAACCCCUGUGGUAGCAGGCACAGCAACAGCGGGCAGCCAGGCACCAGUGCCAGGCACUGAACCAGAAACUGAGGAUAGCACGUGGCAACUGGGAGACCAUGUGGAUAAAGGGAAGGAUAGAACAGAAGACACCCCAUCAGAUGAGGAAGGUGGAAUGCAGGAUGAUUAUGUGAGACUAAAAAGGGGAAGCCAUGACCCGGUAUAUGUAUCAACACCUCAUAUGUUAGUUAUGUUGGCAUAUCAGAAAAGAUAUGUGUGUGGCAGCACAGACAUAAGUCCAUGUGUAAGACCUAGUUGGGUGACACGGCCAAGCUGCACAGCUGAUAAAAGUGGGGUCUUGUCAGGCUGUGACGUAUUGCCACAAGGAGACAUGUAG